Messenger RNA from Mizuhopecten yessoensis (Yesso scallop), 4064 nucleotides. RefSeq names its product protein unc-93 homolog A-like. NCBI's taxonomy places the organism in Eukaryota, Metazoa, Mollusca, Bivalvia, Pectinida, Pectinidae. Bases 356 to 2401 code for a protein of 681 amino acids. The record is from RefSeq and is a predicted model, not a curated record. The transcript is spliced from 6 exons.
UCCAGAACCACAGGGGAAUCGUUGAUUAUAUAUUGGGGAGGGCAGGUUGGCGUUUCCAAGUGACAGGAAAACGUAGCUUGUGUCGCACUUUGAUUCACGGUCACGUUUACACAGUUGUCUAGGAAACACGACAGUUUUGGUUGCUGCGCCAGCCUUGUUUAGGUUAAUUUAUAGUAUACACUGUAUAGAUAAAUACGCGUCUCCCCUGGUGUGGACAUUUGUGACGCGCAUGUGCAGAACUUGCUGUGAAGCAUUGCCGUGUGCUAGCAGCUAUAUCUCAGUAGAGAGGACAUAACGAUCGAGCCCUAAACAGACGAGUGAUACCACUUCCACAGAGUAUAGCUAACGAGUGAAUAUGGCAAAUGAAAGCAUGGAGAACUCCAACCAAUCUAUAGAGAGGCCCCCCGAGGAUGACCCUGGGCCGCGCAUGGAGUCCGAUGAAAACGCACAACUGGCGCAUAGUGAGGAAAAACCAGAUGAAGGGGACCAGGCUGAAACAAAGACAGAAGACAAAUCUGGCGAGGAUGUUGAUACCAACAUGUCAUGGACGAAGGAGGUAGAACUGAGCAUGGACAACUCUUCUUAUAACAACUCAAUCACUAGCACUGAUAGCAGGUCCGCGCUGCUAAAUGGUGAGACCGGAACUGACGUCACCGUUAAAGAAAAGCCUACCAUUCUGGAUAUCCCUUACAUUCAGGUCGUGUAUGAAUACAACGAUUUCCAGGAUCUUGCCAACGUCGACCAAUACAGGUCUCGUUCUAACACCAUGAUGGGUCUGCUGGAAAGUCCGGCUUACAUCGAUUCCGUUAACUGUCCGACCCCUGACCGACGCAGGCUUGCCAGGGCGUGCCGCAACGCUGUGCUGACACUCAGUCAGGAUAUCGUACAGAAGAAGACCAUGGGAUAUGUUCCUAACGAUCCUGAUAAGUACGAUGAUGCUACACCGAACGACAAAGACGAGGAUGAUCCAGGGGACUUUAAUUCAAUUAACCAUCAUAUGAACAAUCUUGUGUUCCUCGGCAUCACGGUGUUUCUGAUGGCCACGGCUAUCCUGUCCCUGAAGAAUCUACAGAGCAGUCUGAACCACAAUGAUAAUGUUGGUCUGUACUCCCUAGCGGCAGGCUAUUGCAGUUUUACUGUAUUCAGCCUCUUUACGCCCUUCAUUGUCCAAAGGUUCCGUCCCAAACGUUGUCUUAUUAUCGGGCUCCUGCCACAAGUGUUGUACGUGGCGGCAAACCUCUACCCAACGUUUCAGGUCCUGGUUAUCAUGGCAUUCUUUCAGGGUAUAGGGAACGCCAUUUUAUGGAAUGCCAUUAGUACCUAUGUCACAUAUCUCGCACGCUCAUACGCUCUUAAAAACGAUGACCGCACAGUUCAUGUGGCCAGUAGGUAUUUUGGAAUCAUUUUCUUCUUCUACCAGUUUUCCAUGGUAGUUGGAAACCUCAUAUCAUCUGUUGUACUCAUGUUAGGACGUACUCAGGACACGCUGCCAACUCACAACCGUACCGCAACAGUUUUCACCCAUACGUCUUUCAAUCAUUCAUACAGACCUAUGACAGACAUCAACCAUUCCUCCCAGGCGGUUAGUCCUGGUUUCUGUGGCAGCAAAUACUGUCAUUCCGAUAACUUUGCACUGCCAAAUAUGACCGUGAAUAAUGAAACCAAAUAUACGCUCUUAGGCAUAUUUGGUCUCUGUGUUGCAUUUUCCGUUGUUGUUCCGAUGUACUUGUUGAGCAGCCUGAAGCCCUAUAGAACAACGUAUGCCAACUGUUCCGUGAUCUGCAAGCAGUUUACCUCCGUCCUUAGGUGCACGUUUGACCGUCGCUUCCUCAUGUUGUUCUUGGCCUUCAUGUACAGUACCGUCCAAAACAGCUUCGUCACAGGAGACGUUACUAAGGCGUUCGUCACGUGUUCGAUGGGUAUACAUAUGGUGGGUUAUGCGAUGAUCUGUUUUGGCGUCUGCGCUGGCCUCAGCUCCUACUUGAGUGGUUACGUCAACAAGCACGUCGGGCACGUCUGGCUGUUGACCGCAGCUGCCAUCUUGAAUCUGGUUCUUCUUCUUGUGAUGUCGCUCUGGGAACCACGUGACAACGGAAUGAUAUUCUACUUCAUCUUGGUUGGUUGUUGGGGCCUCGGGGACGGUAUUUGGAUCUCACAAGUGAGCAGUCUGAUCAGUGAGGUGUUCCCAGAUUGUCUCGAAGAGGCAUUUGCGGCCCAACGGAUGGUUCAGGGCCUGGGUGGAGCCCUUUGGUUUGGCCUGGCCACCUCCAUGUGUAUGAUGACCAAGAUCGCCUUGAUGGUUGUUCUGUGCAUAUUAUCCAUCGCCCUCUACAUCAUCCAGGAGGUUCUCACCAAGCGCAGACCACACGUUGAGGAAAAGGACGAGAAAACCCCCGUUUAAUCGUUUAAUUAGCAUUUAGCUCUUUUGAUCAAAGUCAGAAUUUCUAUUGUCUUGAAAUGUGUGUGUAAAAAGUUUUUAGCGUAGACAGUUAAUUGACACGUCAUACUCCGUUUUUGCAUAAAUGUGAUAAAAGGUAUUUCUUCUUCACUUAUUCCUUUUACCUGUAUGUAAAGUGUCAAGGAACAGGAAAUUGUAAACAUUAUGUAGUUAAAAGAGAUACAAGCAUAUCUUUCACAUCGAAAUAUAUAUACAACUAUAUAAACGAUGUUUAACAGGUAUGACAAUUAGAUGUUCCAUGUUAAGGUUUUUGAUCGUCAUUUCUAUGAGAUAUAUUCAUGGUAACUGUGUUAUAUACAUGUGUUUUUUUGGUCUGGUUUUUUUUUACGGUUUUCUCAAUCUAAAAUUGAAUUUAGGUUUCUAAACUUUGAAACAUUUUUGACAUUUUGAAUUAGGUAACGAAGGUGUCUAAAGGAUUGCGCAUACUAAGAAGUUUGCUUAAAGUGGAAUUGCAGAAACUACAGAGGCGAUAUAUGUGUCCUUAAAUGGUCUCUCUGUCCUUAUAUGGAAUCUGAUAUUUCCUUAUAUUUCUACUUAUAUUUCUAUUUACAGACAGUUUCUCAUCUUCAAUUGUAAAUGAGACGUUUAGUCAUUCUUUUACCGUGGCAAAUAAGAAAGAUAUUCUACCAGUAAUUCCAAUAUAAAUUCAAAUAAAUAUAGUGUUUUCACUUCUGUCAUAAGCAGCAUGAACGCCUAGCAGAAAAAUCAACCGUACAGCUGCAUGCCAAAAAAAAUAUAGAUGUUAAAAACUCGUAUUACGAUUCAAUUAAUUAUCAAACUAUCAUACAUGUUAUACCUGUGGGAACCUCCCGAUAUUAUUUUCAAAAUUAAAGCCAAAUAAAUAAAUAUGUUUGUAUAUCAUUAUAUUUCACAGUACUUAACCUGUUGGGAGAUUUUUUAACGGUUUUAAGAUUGUCUCCAUUGGUAAAUGAUGUGAUGGUUAAAUAUUAAUAGCAUUAAUUAUGAUAUAGAGCCCAGAGUAAAGAGGAUCAUUGCAAACAUGAUGUUGAUGAUAAGGCAAUGAGAGUAUUCAUGGAUCAAUGUUCACAUAAGCGUUUUUCACAUGUGUAAAGGACUGUUCAAAGUUUAACAAAAUAUAUUAUAGUUUAUAGGUCAAUGUUCGCCAUAUGCUCUUUAACUUUUAGUCAAGUGCUAUUUAAGGGCCAAUACUUGCUUUGUUAAAUUGCUAGCCACUACCAGUGAGUCAUACUCGAUGAAGAAUGACGUCACAACAAUUGUAGUUACUUCCCUCCUAUUCUUUUUUUUUUAUCUUUUUUUUCGUAGACUUUUACCCCAUUUCCAAAGUGCCAGUGUAUAAUCAUGGGCACAAGUAGAUAGCUUAGUCUAUAGAUUAUUAAUGGAAUGUUUAUUUGGUCUCAAAUAGAUCGUUUUAAAAUUUAACAUCUAGGGACUUGUGCAAGUCUAUAGUGUAAAUAAAGGAUGAGUACGCUCACGGAAGGAUCAAGUUCGACUCAGGGUUACGUCUUCAAGGUGAUAUGUAUACUUGUUGUGUACAGUGCGUCGUUGUUGGUUUGUUGUUUUACAUGUAAAAUUCCAUAGAAAGUCACUAUGAUGUACAAAAUUAUUUUCAAAAUUAAUCUUUAAA